AUGUGGGUGCUGCAGCUCCUGCUGCCAGUGAUGACAGUGGCGCUGGUGUACGAGAAGGAGCAGCAGCUGAGGAUCAUGAUGCGCAUGCAUGGGCUCAAAGACGAACCGUACUGGCUCGUCUCGUACCUCUACUUCCUCCUGCUCUCCCUCGCCUAUAUCUUCUUCCUCGUCGCCUUUGGCUCUCUCAUCCAGCUCAAGUCCUUCACGCUCAACCCGUAUGGCCUACAGCUGCUGCUAUACAUCGUACAAGCCAACACGCAGAUCGCACUCGCCAUGCUCCUCUCUACAGCCUUUGCCCACACGCGCCCCGCCACCGUCGCCACCUACCUCUACGUCUUCGUCUCUGCGCUGCUCGGCCAAUUCUUCUACCGCAAUCUCCUCGAAUCCAAUUCUUUCUCAACCACAUUCAUGACGUCAUUGCAACUCUUCCCAGCGUUCGCUCUCUAUCACGGGGUAUACGAGCUAACUCAGUCAUCCCUAAUCGGCUCCUACCAGGCCUCUCAGGGCACUCUCACCUGGGCCACCGCCGCCACCAAUGGCUACCUGACAGCUGUUGCGAUCCUGGCCGUCGAAUGGCUGGUCUUCCUGCUGCUCGCGAUUUACUUGGAUCAGGUGGUUUCGGCAGGUAGCGGUGUGAGGAAGCAUCCUCUCUUCUUCCUCCGCGGGUGCAAGAGCGGCUGCCGGAAGCUUCUUGGGUCGCUUCGGAAAGUUCUCCAACGCUGCAGGCUUUGGGGGGAUGCCCGGGUGCAUGCGGACUUCCAGGAAGGUUCCUGGGGAAAGGAAGAAGGAAAGGAGUGGAAAGCAGGGGCGGCGGGGAGUGGGAAGGCGGAGUGGGGAGAGGGGGAGGUGGCAGGUGUUGUUGUGGGCACGCGGCAAGGGACGGACGUGGUGGGAGAAAAGGAGAAGGCGAAAGGGUGUUUGGACCGAUUUGAUGUGGAACUAGAGACCUCCCAAGGAAGCAAUAGCCGGGAUGUGGCUGGGUGUCACUCGGGGGGAGUGCCUGGGCAUGGUGGGGCCGAACGGGGCGUGGGGGGGGAGUGCUUCGGACUCAACCAUCUCUCCUCUCUCCUCCCACCCUCCCUCUGCCCCCUGGCCACCCCCCCAGAAGCGCAAAGCCUCUCCAAGGUCUACCCCAGCAGGGACGGCGAGGCGCCCAAGGAAGCAGUAGGCAUGCUGGGGCUGAACGGGGCGGGGAGAGAGUGCUUGAAGUGCAAAGUGCAGCAUCUCCUGCACGCCAGCACCGCACCCGACCCCUCAGCACACCACAGCAUCCUCUGCGCAGGCCUGACCAAGUUCUACCCCAGCAGGGACGGCGGGGCACCCAAGGAGGCAGUAGCCAGCAUGUGGCUGGGGGUGGCGCGAGGGGAGUGUGUGGGCAUGCUGGGGCCGAACGGGGCGGGGAGAGAGUGCUUGAAGUGCAAAGUGCAGCAUCUCCUGCACGCCAGCACCGCACCCGACCCCUCAGCACACCACAGCAUCCUCUGCGCAGGCCUGACCAAGGUCUACCCCAGCAGGGACGGCGGGGCACCCAAGGAGGCAGUAGCCAGCAUGUGGCUGGGGGUGGCGCGAGGGGAGUGUGUGGGCAUGCUGGGGCCGAACGGGGCGGGGAGAGAGUGCUUGAAGUGCAAAGUGCAGCAUCUCCUGCACGCCAGCACCGCACCCGACCCCUCAGCACACCACAGCAUCCUCUGCGCAGGCCUGACCAAGGUCUACCCCAGCAGGGACGGCGGGGCACCCAAGGAGGCAGUAGCCAGCAUGUGGCUGGGGGUGGCGCGAGGGGAGUGUGUGGGCAUGCUGGGGCCGAACGGGGCGGGGAGAGAGUGCUUGAAGUGCAAAGUGCAGCAUCUCCUGCACGCCAGCACCGCACCCGACCCCUCAGCACACCACAGCAUCCUCUGCGCAGGCCUGACCAAGGUCUACCCCAGCAGGGACGGCGGGGCACCCAAGGAGGCAGUAGCCAGCAUGUGGCUGGGGGUGGCGCGAGGGGAGUGUGUGGGCAUGCUGGGGCCGAACGGGGCGGGGAGAGAGUGCUUGAAGUGCAAAGUGCAGCAUCUCCUGCACGCCAGCACCGCACCCGACCCCUCAGCACACCACAGCAUCCUCUGCGCAGGCCUGACCAAGGUCUACCCCAGCAGGGACGGCGGGGCACCCAAGGAGGCAGUAGCCAGCAUGUGGCUGGGGGUGGCGCGAGGGGAGUGUGUGGGCAUGCUGGGGCCGAACGGGGCGGGGAGAGAGUGCUUGAAGUGCAAAGUGCAGCAUCUCCUGCACGCCAGCACCGCACCCGACCCCUCAGCACACCACAGCAUCCUCUGCGCAGGCCUGACCAAGGUCUACCCCAGCAGGGACGGCGGGGCACCCAAGGAGGCAGUAGCCAGCAUGUGGCUGGGGGUGGCGCGAGGGGAGUGUGUGGGCAUGCUGGGGCCGAACGGGGCGGGGAGAGAGUGCUUGAAGUGCAAAGUGCAGCAUCUCCUGCACGCCAGCACCGCACCCGACCCCUCAGCACACCACAGCAUCCUCUGCGCAGGCCUGACCAAGGUCUACCCCAGCAGGGACGGCGGGGCACCCAAGGAGGCAGUAGCCAGCAUGUGGCUGGGGGUGGCGCGAGGGGAGUGUGUGGGCAUGCUGGGGCCGAACGGGGCGGGGAGAGAGUGCUUGAAGUGCAAAGUGCAGCAUCUCCUGCACGCCAGCACCGCACCCGACCCCUCAGCACACCACAGCAUCCUCUGCGCAGGCCUGACCAAGGUCUACCCCAGCAGGGACGGCGGGGCACCCAAGGAGGCAGUAGCCAGCAUGUGGCUGGGGGUGGCGCGAGGGGAGUGUGUGGGCAUGCUGGGGCCGAACGGGGCGGGGAGAGAGUGCUUGAAGUGCAAAGUGCAGCAUCUCCUGCACGCCAGCACCGCACCCGACCCCUCAGCACACCACAGCAUCCUCUGCGCAGGCCUGACCAAGGUCUACCCCAGCAGGGACGGCGGGGCACCCAAGGAGGCAGUAGCCAGCAUGUGGCUGGGGGUGGCGCGAGGGGAGUGUGUGGGCAUGCUGGGGCCGAACGGGGCGGGGAGAGAGUGCUUGAAGUGCAAAGUGCAGCAUCUCCUGCACGCCAGCACCGCACCCGACCCCUCAGCACACCACAGCAUCCUCUGCGCAGGCCUGACCAAGGUCUACCCCAGCAGGGACGGCGGGGCACCCAAGGAGGCAGUAGCCAGCAUGUGGCUGGGGGUGGCGCGAGGGGAGUGUGUGGGCAUGCUGGGGCCGAACGGGGCGGGGAGAGAGUGCUUGAAGUGCAAAGUGCAGCAUCUCCUGCACGCCAGCACCGCACCCGACCCCUCAGCACACCACAGCAUCCUCUGCGCAGGCCUGACCAAGGUCUACCCCAGCAGGGACGGCGGGGCACCCAAGGAGGCAGUAGCCAGCAUGUGGCUGGGGGUGGCGCGAGGGGAGUGUGUGGGCAUGCUGGGGCCGAACGGGGCGGGGAGAGAGUGCUUGAAGUGCAAAGUGCAGCAUCUCCUGCACGCCAGCACCGCACCCGACCCCUCAGCACACCACAGCAUCCUCUGCGCAGGCCUGACCAAGGUCUACCCCAGCAGGGACGGCGGGGCACCCAAGGAGGCAGUAGCCAGCAUGUGGCUGGGGGUGGCGCGAGGGGAGUGUGUGGGCAUGCUGGGGCCGAACGGGGCGGGGAGAGAGUGCUUGAAGUGCAAAGUGCAGCAUCUCCUGCACGCCAGCACCGCACCCGACCCCUCAGCACACCACAGCAUCCUCUGCGCAGGCCUGACCAAGGUCUACCCCAGCAGGGACGGCGGGGCACCCAAGGAGGCAGUAGCCAGCAUGUGGCUGGGGGUGGCGCGAGGGGAGUGUGUGGGCAUGCUGGGGCCGAACGGGGCGGGGAGAGAGUGCUUGAAGUGCAAAGUGCAGCAUCUCCUGCACGCCAGCACCGCACCCGACCCCUCAGCACACCACAGCAUCCUCUGCGCAGGCCUGACCAAGGUCUACCCCAGCAGGGACGGCGGGGCACCCAAGGAGGCAGUAGCCAGCAUGUGGCUGGGGGUGGCGCGAGGGGAGUGUGUGGGCAUGCUGGGGCCGAACGGGGCGGGGAGAGAGUGCUUGAAGUGCAAAGUGCAGCAUCUCCUGCACGCCAGCACCGCACCCGACCCCUCAGCACACCACAGCAUCCUCUGCGCAGGCCUGACCAAGGUCUACCCCAGCAGGGACGGCGGGGCACCCAAGGAGGCAGUAGCCAGCAUGUGGCUGGGGGUGGCGCGAGGGGAGUGUGUGGGCAUGCUGGGGCCGAACGGGGCGGGGAGAGAGUGCUUGAAGUGCAAAGUGCAGCAUCUCCUGCACGCCAGCACCGCACCCGACCCCUCAGCACACCACAGCAUCCUCUGCGCAGGCCUGACCAAGGUCUACCCCAGCAGGGACGGCGGGGCACCCAAGGAGGCAGUAGCCAGCAUGUGGCUGGGGGUGGCGCGAGGGGAGUGUGUGGGCAUGCUGGGGCCGAACGGGGCGGGGAGAGAGUGCUUGAAGUGCAAAGUGCAGCAUCUCCUGCACGCCAGCACCGCACCCGACCCCUCAGCACACCACAGCAUCCUCUGCGCAGGCCUGACCAAGGUCUACCCCAGCAGGGACGGCGGGGCACCCAAGGAGGCAGUAGCCAGCAUGUGGCUGGGGGUGGCGCGAGGGGAGUGCCUGGGUAUGCUGGGGCCGAACGGGGCGGGCAAGACGACAGCGCUGCGGAUGAUGAUGGGGUUCCUGCAGCCCAGUGGGGGGACGGCGGUUAUCGAAGGAAUGGGUAUUGCGGAGGAGAUGGACGGGAUUUACUCCAUCAUGGGCGUUCAUCCCUUUUCUCCCCUUUCCUUCCGGCUCAUCCCUCCCUCGUUCCUAUCCUCUCCCCCCUCUUCCAGCCUUCUAUGGGAGCAGCUGACCGGUCGAGAACACCUUCUCUUCUACGGGCGGCUCAAGAACCAGCAAGGGGCAGCACUAACAGCAGCAGUAGAGGCAUCCUUAUCAGGAGUGCAUGUACUGAGAGAGGCAGAAAAGCCCGUGCAGCAGUACAGUGGCGGCAUGAUGCGGCGGCUCCUCCUAUGGGAGCAGCUGACCGGUCGGGAGCACCUCAUGUUCUACGGCCGUCUGAAGAACCUGCGAGGCUCAGCACUAACAUCAGCCGUGGAAGCCUCCUUAUCAGGGGUGCACCUACUGAAAGAGGCCGACAAGCCCGUGCAGCAGUACAGCGGCGGCAUGAAGCGGCGCCUGUCGGUCGCUAUAUCGCUUAUCGGAGACCCUCUUGUGGUGUACAUGGACGAGCCCAGCACGGGGCUGGACCCAUCGUCCAGGAUGCACCUGUGGAACGUGGUGAAGCGGGCAAAGAAGCACUGUGCCAUCGUGCUUACAACUCACUCUAUGGAGGAAGCAGACGCACUGUGUGACCGAAUGGGCAUAUUUGUGCGCGGUCAAUUUGCCUGUAUAGGGAGUGCACAGGAGCUGACAGCACGGUACGGUGGCCGCUUCAUCUUCACCCUCACCACUCCGGUGGACUAUGAAGCUGCUGCUGCCUGGCUGGCCCUGUCCCUGUCUGUCAACGCUAGGAGAAUCUACAACCUCUCGGGCACCCAAAAGUUUGAGCUGCCCGUGGAAGAUUACGCAUAA
Molecule: messenger RNA, 5640 nt
Organism: Closterium sp. Naga37s-1
Lineage: Eukaryota; Viridiplantae; Streptophyta; Zygnematophyceae; Desmidiales; Closteriaceae
Source: the annotation of a GenBank genome assembly